UCUCUUUUUUUUUUUUUUUUUUUUUUUUUUUUUCCCUCUUUUCUCUUUUCUCUUUCUUUCUAAAGGUACCACUUUUGCAAUCUCUCUGGAGCUUCUCUCAUGGCAGAGCGUUCGAAUGUUCCCAAAUUUGGAAACUGGGAACACGAAGAGGAUGUUCCUUACACAGCUUACUUUGAAAAUGCCAAUAGAGCUCGAGCUCCCGGCGGCAGUGUAGUGAACCCGACCGACCCGGAAUAUUACUCGGAUUCACAGUCUCAAGCUCCUUCUCCUCCUCCUCCACCUCUUUCAAAAACCAAACCUGAGGAAGUUGAACCGCUUAGAAGAUCGCGUGAAAGGUUGAGAACCCCCGAAGAGAGCGAGUUGAAGCAGAUUGGUGAUGCUGGUGGUUCAUCAAAAGAAGCUGAUAACAAAAGACAAGGAAGGGCUUCUCAAAACAAUGGUAAUGACAAGUCACCGUUGCAUAAAAAUUCAUAUGAUGGCAUUGGAAGAUCAAAGCCCAAACCCAACCUUAGAGCUGUUGAAAGCCCUGAAAAGGUGACGGUGGUGCCCAAGUUUGGUGAUUGGGAUGAGAAUAACCCGGCAUCAGCUGAUGGAUACACACACAUUUUCAACAAAGUCCGUGAAGAGAGGAGCUCUAAUGUGAGUGGAGGAUCUUCAAGAACUCCGCCUCACUUCCGUAAUAACCCUUCCAACACUUCCAGAUGUUGCUGCUUUGGCUUUUGAGGAAAAUGAAAUGGAAAACGUUGUUGCGGGAAGAUUGUAUAUACCUAUUGAGGAAUCAGUGUGUUGUAAUCUUAUAAUCACACACGUUCCGAGCUACUUUUGGAUGGACUAAUCACUAUGUUUUGUAAUUUUUCAUUUUGCUUUUUGUAUUGUCAUGCUACACAUUCCAGUUUUGGACUUGCUUGCAAAUUCGUCAUAUAUUGGUAUGGGCCGACCUAUUUGCUGAA
Molecule: messenger RNA, 950 nt
Organism: Brassica oleracea var. oleracea
Lineage: Eukaryota; Viridiplantae; Streptophyta; Magnoliopsida; Brassicales; Brassicaceae
Product: RPM1-interacting protein 4
Exons: 4
Coding region: 100-723 (207 amino acids)
Source: RefSeq, a predicted model, not a curated record